CUUGAAAUUCUGUCCCAUCUAGCCGAUCUCUUUCUGUAGCCUCCAACUAAUUACAUGCACGUAUAUCAACAUAUAACAUAAAGAAAGCAGUUCUGAUCAUCAUAAUUCAAUAUCAAAGUUCAUACCUCUUCUUUUUUUUUUUUUUUUUUUUUUUGUAACUCUCAUGAUCAAAACAAGGUUAAUUCUUGACGUUUGUUGAGAGUUUUAGGGUCGAGAACUUUGUUUUCUUCCUUGAGUAUUGCUUAGAAAGAAGCUUAUUAGGAGAGAGAAAGAGAGAGAGAGAGAGAUCAAGAGUAGUUAGUGAGAGAAAUUAAUAAGAGAUUAUAAAAUGGCUCCAGUUUCACUGCCACCUGGUUUUAGGUUCCACCCUACAGAUGAGGAGCUGGUAGCUUACUAUCUCAAGAGGAAGAUCAAUGGUCGUAAGAUUGAUUUGGAGAUCAUCCCUGAGGUUGAUCUCUACAAGUGUGAGCCUUGGGACUUACCCGGAAAGUCAUUGUUACCAAGCAAAGAUCUUGAGUGGUAUUUCUUCAGUCCUCGAGAUCGAAAGUACCCGAACGGGUCGAGGACUAAUCGAGCAACAAAAGCCGGAUAUUGGAAGGCCACCGGGAAAGACCGAAAAGUGAAUUCGCAGACGCGUUCUGUAGGGAUGAAGAAAACCUUGGUCUACUACAGAGGAAGGGCUCCUCAUGGCUCUAGAACUGGUUGGGUUAUGCAUGAAUAUCGUCUUGAUGAAAGAGAGUGUGAGACUCCUUCUGGUUUGCAGGAUGCAUAUGCUCUUUGUCGUGUAUUCAAGAAGAGUACCUGUGCCCCAAAGAUAGGAGAGCAUUAUGCCACAACAAGCACUAAUCACCAUAUGAUUAGCACUAAUCAUAUCGCUAGUGAUCAUUCAUCGAGCAUUGAAAUAUAUUCCGAUGGAAGAUGCGACGACUUUGAGAGCUCCAAUUAUCCAAUGCCACCAGACUCUAUGGCAGUAUCAGUGUUGCACAGAUCAGCUUCACAUCUUAAUGAUCAUGCCGGCGGAAGAUUCACAUCAGAUGCAAAUAUAUACACGCAAUUCUUAUCUCAUCAUGAGGACCCAUUUAAUACCUUUUCAAGCCCUUCAUUUCCCAAUUAUGGUAGCACGUCAUACCAUCCAUCUAAGGUUGAUGUAGCACUAGAGUGCGCAAGGUUACAGCAUCGGCUCUCACUUCCGCCCUUAGAGGUAGAGGACUUCCAUCAAGCUAUAGGGAUCAAUGACUACAAAAUGCUGCAAUCAAACAGUACUGCUCGCCACGCCGCGGAUCAAACGUCGGCGAACGAAACCGAUAUUUUGCAGGAGAUUCUUUCGGUUGCUCAUGUUUCUCAAGAACUGAUCAACCAGCCCAGUUGUAACUUUGCGGAUCACACGACGUGGGGAGGGAAUUAUGCUCCGGCGGCAGAUGAUUUUACGUUCAUGGUUGGCAGAGAAGCUCAGUACUGUGGUACUCAACAAGCAGCUUAUAGCAACAACGACAUGAAUUCUAUGAGGUAUAUGCAGGAAAAAUCAUGGGAAAAUCCCAUGAUUAAUACGAGGUUAGUAGAGAUUGGAGAUCUGGAAGAAGAUUUCAAGACGGAUCAGAGGGCGGUGGAGAACCUAAGAUGGGUUGGAAUGUCAAGCAAAGAUGUAGAGGAUGAG
Morus notabilis is the source of this 1654-nucleotide messenger RNA. Its product is annotated as NAC domain-containing protein 86. Gene Ontology annotation, molecular function: DNA binding. The annotation marks the transcript as partial. Lineage: Eukaryota; Viridiplantae; Streptophyta; Magnoliopsida; Rosales; Moraceae. The transcript is spliced from 4 exons. Gene Ontology annotation, biological process: regulation of DNA-templated transcription. The record is from RefSeq and is a predicted model, not a curated record.